AUGCAUCGGCUCUUUCGUGGUAAUCAUACGGCCAGAGCGGUGGCUGCCAGUCAUUUUCCUCACACUGCGCCUAUCAGAGAUCAUAGGAUAUCCAGUUUUAUUCCCUUGAUCGAAGUUGCCAAGCCGAGUCUUGCCUCUCAUGCCUCUCACUUGAGAGCCGUCCAUGAGACGCUGGUAAGACAAGGAGUUCUUCAAAUACAGCUGGGUUUUGAUGAUGACGAAAGUCUGUAUCUUCGAGAUCUGAUUUACAAUCUCCAUCAAAACCAUGGUCAUGGUCUCCCGAUAUCCCACAGCGCCGAACAGGGGUGGUUUUGGGAUAUUCGGCCUUCAACGUCGAGUUUCCAAAGCAAUGCACACCAAGCUCGAUCAGAGACAAUGCUCUGCUUUGACUGGCAUACGGACUGUAGCUAUGAAACUGACCCGCCUCGAUUCUUUGCCCUUCAAGUCCUUCAAACAGAUCGCUAUGGUGGAGGGACGUUGUCGGUACUAAACGUCGAUCGAGUUCUCACCUUCCUCUCCCAAUUUACGCAAAAAAGGCUUUCCCGAUGUGAAUACAAAAUAACGGUUCCUCCCGAAUUCGUGAAAAAGGGUGGAGAACGGCAUGUUGUGGGGAAUUUGCUCGCCGCGAGUGGAGGGGAAAUUCACGGUGGUUCCCUGAGGUUUCGGGCGGAUAUCACGGUCCCUUUAACUCAGGAUGCUAGCGAUGCGUUGGCAGAGUUGAAAGAUAUCUUGAAAAAUGGUAAAACUCAGGCAGAGACGAUUCAUUUGAAAUCCGAGACCCUUCCCCGAGGAUCGAUCAUCAUGAUGGAUAAUCGGCGUUGGCUGCACUCACGCAAUGAAGUUAAAGACCCCGAGCGACAUCUUAGGCGAGUUCGAUGGGAUGCCUCACAAUUCGGCGCCUGUAGCUCAUAG
This is a messenger RNA of Sclerotinia borealis F-4128, 912 nucleotides long. NCBI's taxonomy places the organism in Eukaryota, Fungi, Ascomycota, Leotiomycetes, Helotiales, Sclerotiniaceae. The record is from the annotation of a GenBank genome assembly.